UUCAUUCUCAAUUGCUCCAAAUUUUGCUAAACUCCACCUUUAGUAAAGCGCUACUGCGUGUAUAUAGGAAGGCUUAGUACUUCACUGGCGUUUGGUGGCUUCAUUUGGUGCAACGUUCAUCUUUACAAAGGACGUUUGUCUGGUGGCGUUCUAAGAGGUGUAACAUUGGCGUAUGAACAAGGAGCCGAGAUGGUGGACAGACUGAGACUGACAAUCGUGUUGCACGGCCUGGCUCUGCUCUUCUUUGGGCCGGCCAGCGAGGCCUCUUCUCUGGGACUGACGGUCCACGUGGAGCCACUGGAGAGUGAUGGAGGACAUUCGGUGCGGGCUUAUUUCACCGCCAUUGCCUCCACCCCGUGCCCCCCCCUCACUGGGGUGUGCACUGAAGGAGUAAACUGCACCCUUUACAAAUCCCAUGCCCCUGUCAGUGGGUCCAUGCCCACCCCGGGCUGGUGUGUCCGCCAGUGGCAGAAAGUGGUUCCCAGUAACUACAAUGGAACCUUCACUUUGAACGCCACCACUAGUUUUUAUGUGUCCAUGCAUGCGGGGCCACACGUGCGAGCCAAUUCUGGGAAACUCAACCACCCUGCUUUUGUUGCGCUGCCUCCUCCUCUAAGGGCCCAUGCCAACUGCCCUCACCACUUCCCCCUGUCAGUCAAAGACCUGGAUGGAGACAAGGUGCGAUGCCGCUUUGCUCAGGAAGAUCGAGGGGAGUGCUUCAACUGCACCCCACACUCCUUUAUCGAGUUGUAUGAGGAUGCGUGUAAGUUGACGUUUACCGGAGAUGCACCAGCGGGACACUACUCCAUCUACCUGAUGGCAGAGGACUACGUCCCAACUCCUAAGAUAAGCCAAAAGGGCAAGAGCCAACCCCUCAGCUCCGUCCCUGUGCACCUGUCCCUCACUGUGGAGGAGGCGUCUCCCAGUUGCACAAAUGAGGUUUUGGCCACAGGGAAGACCCCCAAAGAACACUAUACGUUUUCUGUCCUGCCAUACGAGGAGGUGAAAUUUGAGGUGGAGUUCAUGUCACAAACACAGAGUGUUUCAGAGAUUGACGUCGUUGGCCAACCUGGGCUCAUCAAGUAUGGCUUCGAUUCAACCGGCGCUGUGUCGCACAUGUCCGUGUCCUGGGUCCGUUCAGAGAACAAUCUGGCCCACCUUCUGCCAGUCUGCUUUGUGGCCAACACCAUGAGUUUGCAGUCGGAGCCCAGAUGCGUGUGGUUGUACCAAAGAGAAAUGAAGACCCUGCCUGCCGGAACAGAGCUGAUGUGUAAUAAGACGGAGAUGACACUGGUCCUUCCUGUUGCAUCACUGAGCAACAUCAACCUGGCUGAACUCCAGCUGAAUAGCGCCUCCUGUCCUGUCACCUACAACGACACUCACCUCACUGCACGCAUCUCCCUGGACGGCUGCGGUACCAAGGCGGUGCAAACUGGCAACGAGCUGGUUUACACCAACACCUUGAAAAGCGUCCGACCUUUCUCCAUGAUCAGUCGCCACCCCUCCCUGAUCCUCCCGCUGGCCUGCCGUAUUCCCGGAAUCCAAGCCAGGGGUCCAAAUUUCAACAUCACGGUUCCCACAACGACCUUCGACAAUGAUGGCAUUUGGAUAGAAUUCCACUUACCAGGAGAGGGGCCGCUGUCAAGGGUCACAAGCAACCCGGUGUACCGUCCUAUUGGUCUUAUACCGAGACGGCUACGGCGGGAAGCAGCACGGGGUCAUCAUAUCCAUUCUCGCCAAGCAGCCGUUGGGUCCAGGCUGGAAAAGCUGGACCUCCAUGUGUUGACCAACACGACUAUGAAUCGAGUUGAAAUGAUUAUGAAAAGCUGCAUGGCAUCCGAGAAGGAAGACAUGGCUGACAGCAGCGUCAUUCUGGAGGAAGGAUGCUCAGCUUCCAACACCACAGUGGAGAUCGUCACAGGACAGAGCAAUGCUUCCAUCUUUCGCAUUGAUUUGUCCUCCCUGAACACACAAGGAACAACGAUGCACUUCCAGUGUGUUGUCCAGCUGUGUGUCACCUUGCUUCCCUCCGACACCUGCGCAACAGGGUGCUCAAGCACCCGGGUGAAGAGAGCUACCGGCAACGCCUUAACCAAGACAUUCACUGUCAAUUCAGGACCUGUAAGUCUCGUGGUCACCACGCCAGCUCCAACCGUGGUCCCCGCUUCUGUGGCGACACAACAAACUGCAGCUGCUACAACUGCUGCAGUCGUAGCCGCGACCUCCAGCGCUCCAAAGCAGACUUCUUCCAUGGCGCUAGGAUUGAUCCUCAUCACCUCUGGCAUGUUUCUUCAGCACAUCUUUUUUCACUAAAGAGGUUUUUGCUGAGCUGCCAGAACGGUCUUUACUGGAAAAUGUUUUAUUCAUCUUUCAUGUUGCUAUCAAAUGAAGGCAUAGAUGCCUGAAAUAUGUUAUUAGAUUCAUACAAUGGAAUGAAAAUAAAUAAUACGUACAUACUGGUGCAUCACAAUAAAUUUCAGAAAAGUUUAUUUCAGUAGUUCAAGCUCUGGCUGCACGGUGAACGAGUUGGCCACACAGCUAGGAGACCCGAGUUCAAUUCCACCCUCGGCCAUCUCUGUGUGGAGUUUGCAUGUUCUCCCCGUGCAUGCGUGGGUUUUCUCCGGGUACUCCGGUUUCCUCCCACAUUCCAAAAACAUGCUAGGUUAAUUGGCCACUCCAAAUUGUCCAUAGGUAUGAAUGUGAGUGUGAAUGGUUGUUUGUCUAUGUGUGCCCUGUGAUUGGCUGGCCACCAGUCCAGGGUGUACCCCGCCUCUCCUCGCCUGAAGACAGCUGUGAUAGGUUCCAGCACACCUGUGACCCUCGUGAGGAUAAGCGGUAUAGAAAAUGGAUGGAUGCAGAGUUCAAACUCUUACAGUAUAUUCUAUAGUUUCACUACACGCAAAGUCAAAUAUUCCAAGAAUAUGUUUCUUCAUUUCUUAAUAAGCUUAGCUGAUGAAAACCCCAAAUUCAGUAUUGCAUAAAAUGUGGAAAAAUUGUCCAAAAGUUGAAUAUUGUAAACAGCCGGUUUGUGCUCUAAUCAGCACAGCACUGAAAAACAGCCUUUAAUAAGUCAUUUCGUCAAAAAUGAACCUGAAAUGAAAUAACUUCAGCACCAUAUUCUAAUUUAUUGAGAUGCCCCUGUAUCAGACUAGAUGGCGCUGUACUGUAACUAAGAAUACAGACCUAUUUAUGCUUAUAUGUACACAGUUCAAGAUGGGUAGUCGGGUUUGUAGAAAGCAGAUAGCUGCUGAUUAUCUUACAUAACAUUUGGGAGAUACAGUGAAGAAAAUAAGUAUUUGAACACCCUGCUAUUUUGCUAUUUCUCCCACUUAGAAAUCAUGGAGGGGU
This is a messenger RNA of Doryrhamphus excisus (bluestripe pipefish), 3348 nucleotides long. The record is from RefSeq and is a predicted model, not a curated record. NCBI's taxonomy places the organism in Eukaryota, Metazoa, Chordata, Actinopteri, Syngnathiformes, Syngnathidae.